CUUGCUAAUAGCGCUAUCUUCACUUGCGGAGGACGGAUCCCGAUUGUGACAAGCCCGCAUACGACUGAGACUGGCAACCUCACACCAAAGACUGAUGCCAACGUACAAGCACAGAGAGUUAUGACCAGGCCAGUCACCAUACGAUGGGGUGGCGACGGGCUCGAACGACUUCUCAGACUGCCAGUGCAGAACUUUUCCGACCAACACGCACUUGGAGCUCUACUUGCCGCAUGCGCGCCUGUCACAUUCGGCCGUGGCGGCGAGGAUGCCUUUGACGAGUCCUACCGAAAGGCAGGAGCGCUGCCUACGAGCGAUUUCAUGGCCGACUUCUGUCCUUACGAGACGGGCAUCGUGGACGCUGUCGUUCAGCUCCUUCUUCCAACCAUCACCAACAGCUCUUCUCCAGGCAACAAGCACGCGCUGAAACGAGGUCUGCGGGCAGAACACUACCAACUCAAUGUUUAUAGUGGACCAAGUGGGCUAUUCAAGGCGCAAGUCGACACGCCUCGAAGCGAAACACAGGUCGGGAGUCUGGUAGUCUGCCUGCCUGUAGCCUUCAGAGGUGGAGAGCUUGCUGUUCGUCAUCAAGGGCAUGAGAUUUUGCACGAUUGGUCCUCAAACGCUGCCGACACACAAAACUCAAUCCAAUGGGCAGCGUUCUACAGCGACUGCGAGCAUGAAGUCUUGGAAGUCACGCACGGUCAUCGCGUCACACUCACCUACAACCUCUUCCUUGCGUCGGGUACUGGACUUCUUGGCGAGAAACCACUCAAUCUAGAGCCAAAGCGGCUGCCACUCUUCCGUCAGCUGCAGAACACCCUGCGAAGCCCAGACUUCAUGCCUAUUGGCGGCUACAUCGGGAUUCAUCUCACACAUAGCUACCCACACACGAACGAGAAGCUCUAUGGACUAGUGCCCAAAAUGCUCAACGGCGUCGACAUGGCAGUAUACCAAUCAUGGAUCACCUCCAACCUGUCGUUUGUCCUAGUCCCCGUCUCUACCACACUUAAUCAGCACGCCUGUACAGUUUUUCUCCCGAUUUCUUACGAUAACAAAUUCCUCCCUACUGACAUUCAAUUUCGCCUUCACUCUCCACGCCAUCCGGCAAAUCUUCGUCCAAAUAUCUUCGGUUCCACUCUCAUUGCCAAUCGCAAACUCAGGAUCUCGUAG
This is a messenger RNA of Pseudocercospora fijiensis CIRAD86, 1170 nucleotides long. RefSeq lists its product as uncharacterized. The annotation marks the transcript as partial. NCBI's taxonomy places the organism in Eukaryota, Fungi, Ascomycota, Dothideomycetes, Mycosphaerellales, Mycosphaerellaceae. The record is from RefSeq and is a predicted model, not a curated record. The transcript is spliced from 2 exons.